Molecule: messenger RNA, 1521 nt
Organism: Teleopsis dalmanni
Lineage: Eukaryota; Metazoa; Arthropoda; Insecta; Diptera; Diopsidae
Gene: Poc1
Product: POC1 centriolar protein homolog
Exons: 3
Coding region: 168-1262 (364 amino acids)
Molecular function (GO): protein binding
Source: RefSeq, a predicted model, not a curated record
UUUUUUCUUUAACAAUAAAUCUAAAUUUCAGUGAAAUAGCCUUGCUACUCUAAAGACAGGAUUGUCUAGAAGGGUAAUACAUAUCAGUUGAAUCAGUUACAAAUAGAAAAUACAUAUAUAUUGAAUAUAAUUACUUUUAUAUAUGUACAUAACUUUAUAAAAUUAUCAUGACUGCUAAUACUGGAACCUAUUUGGAACCUGCCCUUCGAAAACAUUAUACUGGCCAUAUUGGUGCUGUAACAGCAAUACGAUUCAAUGCAAAUGGUAAUCAAAUUGUUACUGGUUCAACUGAUUCAUCAGUGAUAUUAUGGGACCUGAAACAAGAAGCUCGUUGCUUACAAUUCUGCGUACACACUGGUCCUGUUUAUGGAGUCAGCACGUCUUCAAAUCUAAUUGCUUCUACAGGCCAAGAUCGUAGAGUAAAAAUUUGGGAACCCAAAAUACGUGGCGUGUCUUGUGAAUUUGUUGCUCACCUCAAGACUGUUCGAAGUGUUGAUUUCGAUCCAACGGGAAUGAUGGUUGUAACAGCUUCGGAUGAUAAAGCCAUAAAAUUGUGGAAGGUAGCACAACAAAAAUUCCUUACAUCUUUCGCAUAUCAUACUAACUGGGUGCGCUCUGCUAAAUUUAGUCCAAAUGGAAAAUUAAUAGCUUCUUGUUCAGAUGAUAAAUCUUUACGCAUAUUUGAUAUAAAUUCCGGUCAAUGCAUACGUACGUUUACGGAAGAACGCGGAAUGGGUCGGCAAGUAGCAUGGCACCCAGAUGGUAAUGUUGUAGCAGUAGCUCUUACUUGUAAUCGUGUAAAACUAUUUGACAUUGGUGAAACAGAAUUAAUCCAAUUGUAUCAAGUUCAUUCUGCUCCUGUAAAUGAUUUAUCAUUUCAUCCAAACGGACACUUUAUGAUUACUGGUAGUGAUGAUGAGACUAUAAAAGUACUUGAUUUACUAGAGGGACGUCCUGUAUAUACUUUAACUGGACAUGUUGGACCUGUAAGUGCAGUCUCAUUUUCAGCUGAUGGUAGUAUAUUUUCUUCUGCUGGCACAGAUAAGAAGCUUCUAAUAUGGAGUUCAAAUUUACAUAAAUACGAUUUUUCUUUAUUUCAAGCAAAAAAUAUUGAUAAAAAUUCCAAUAAUAAAUCAACAUCGGAUGAAACCAUUUUAAUUGAUGCACGUGGUACCAAUGUAUAUAGUGAACAAAAUGGAAAUGUUCAGGCCCUUGAUCACAUAAAUAUGGAAAGCGAACACGAUAAUAAUAGUGAACACUAAACUGGUAGUUGGUACACUACAUUCAAUCUGGGGUUUCUAAUUGUUUUAUUCCAUAAAGGAGAUAGAGUUCAUAAGUAUAUAUGAAUAGAGUUCAUAAUCUUUUUAUUGAUCAUAUAGGUAUGAAUAACCGGUUCAUUUCAAAUCAAUAUUUUAAAUACAUUUUUAUAUUUAAUUUUUGUUAAGAAUUAACGAAUUAUUUCGUGUCGUUAAUUAGUAAAGUAUUUGUCUUUCAUAUUUUUUAAUAUAGUUAAGGCUUCUA